Messenger RNA from Nasonia vitripennis (jewel wasp), 3656 nucleotides. It is a transcript of the gene AcCoAS, whose product is annotated as acetyl-coenzyme A synthetase. Gene Ontology annotation, molecular function: acetyl-CoA synthetase activity. The transcript is spliced from 11 exons. Bases 496 to 2541 code for a protein of 681 amino acids. The record is from RefSeq and is a predicted model, not a curated record. NCBI's taxonomy places the organism in Eukaryota, Metazoa, Arthropoda, Insecta, Hymenoptera, Pteromalidae. Gene Ontology annotation, biological process: acetyl-CoA biosynthetic process.
UCAGUCGCAGUCGGUUUAUCGGCCGACCCGCAUCGCUCGCCGCGCGCAAACUCCAUUCCACACGCAUACAUCCAGCAGAGCCCACUGUACAUACGCGCACACACACCUUAUAUUUACGCGGUAUAUACGCGACUAUAGUCUCCGAGAGCGGCGCGCGCGCACUCGCUCCCCGCCACUGGCUUGCGCUCUUUACUCUCUCGCGCUCGCUCGCUCGCACUGACGCAGUUUUCCACCCCGCGCUUUCGAUUUUCGCAGAGAGAGAGAGAGAGAGAGAGAGAGAGAGAGCCGCGCUAACUCGUUCACGUCUCUUCUCGCUCCUGACGUAAUUUAACAAGCAGACUCGCGCCAGUCGGCUUCCUGGGUGGCGAGUAUCGUCGGCUCGGUCAUUUUCUACUUUCGACUCGGGAGGGAAGGUGCGUGCGCGAGCCCGAGCUGCAGAAGACGGACAGUUGGCAAGGAAUCCGAGACGCGAUAUAGACGAGGGAGAGUCUCAUCAUGGCCGACAGGAUAUACCAGCCGAAUCCUGAGCUCGCCAGGGCGGCUCACUGCAAGAGCAUGGAGCAGUACAAGCGAAUGCACGAGAGGUCGAUAAAGCAUCCGGCACAAUUUUGGGGCGAAAUAGCCAAGGAAUUCUACUGGGAGACGCACACGACUGAGGACAAAUUCUUCUCUUACAAUUUUGACCUGAAUGCGGGUGACAUCUACAUCAAGUGGAUGGAAGGAGCCUCUACGAAUUUGAGCUUCAAUCUGCUCGACAAGAACGUCAAGAACGGAAAGGGCGAUCAAGUGGCCUUUUACUGGGAGGGCAAUGACCCGGACGACUACUCUCGUCUCACUUACCGGAAGCUCCUGGAGGAGACCUGUCGUUUCGCCAACGUGCUCAAGUCGAAAGGCGUGCAGAAGGGCGACCGCGUGGCCAUCUACAUGCCCAUGAUCCUCGAGCUGCCCAUAGCGAUGCUCGCCUGCACGAGGAUCGGCGCAGUUCACAGCGUCGUGUUCGCAGGUUACUCGGCGGACUCGCUGGCCGAGCGCAUGCUGGACUCGAAGGCCAAGGUCCUGGUCACGGCUGACGGGGUCUGGCGCGGGGAGAAGCUUCUGCUGCUCAAGACCAUCUGCGACGACGCCCUCGACAAGGUUAAGAAGCACGGACACCAGGUCGAGAGCUGCAUCGUCGUGUCGCAUCUCAGGCGGCUCAGCGCUCCCCAGGGCAAGAACGAAACCCCUCACGCGAAUGGCGCGACGAACGGAAAUUCGAACGGCGACUCGCAGCAGGUGCCCUGGGACGACGACAGGGACGCUUGGUGGCACGACGAGAUGGAGGACGCCGAGGCGAGUUGCUAUCCCGUCUGGAUGAACGCCGAAGAUCCGCUCUUUAUUCUGUACACGAGCGGCUCAACGGGAAAGCCCAAGGGUGUCCAGCACACGACGGCCGGCUACUUGAUAUACGCCGCGACGACUUUCAAAUACGUCUUCGACUAUCAUCCCGGGGACGUGUACUGGUGCACUGCUGACAUCGGCUGGAUCACCGGGCACACCUACGUCGUUUACGGACCCCUCGCCAAUGGAGCCACGUCCGUCUUGUUCGAGGGCACACCGUUCUAUCCGACGAACGACAGGUACUGGUCUGUCGUCGACAAGUACAAAGUCAAUCAGUUCUACACGGCGCCAACCGCAAUUCGGUCACUCAUGAAAUUCGGCGACGACCACGUGAAGAAGCACGAUCUGAGCACGCUCAAGGUUCUCGGCUCGGUGGGCGAGCCGAUCAACUCGGAAGCUUGGCUCUGGUUCUACAACCUCGUGGGUCACGGUAAGUGCAGCAUAGCCGACACGUUCUGGCAGACCGAGACCGGCGGUCACGUCAUCACACCGCUGCCCGGCGCGACGCCCAUGAAGCCUGGCUCAGCCAGCUUUCCGUUCUUCGGCGUACAACCCGAGCUGCUGGACGAGGACGGCCACGUGAUCGAGGGCGAAGGCGAGGGAUAUCUCGUGUUCCGCAGGCCCUGGCCCGGCAUGAUGCGCACGCUCUACGGCAACCACGAGCGAUUCCAGAGCACGUACUUCGACAGGUUUCACGGAUUCUACUGCACGGGCGACGGCGCUCGAAGGGAUAAAGACGGCUAUCUCUGGGUCACCGGCCGUAUCGACGACAUGUUGAACGUGUCCGGUCACCUCAUGUCCACCGCCGAGGUCGAGAGUGUGCUGGCGGAACACUCUUCCGUCGCCGAAGCCGCCGUCGUCAGUAAACCUCACCCGGUCAAGGGCCAGUGUCUCUACUGCUUUGUUACACCCAACGAGGGCAAGCCCUUCGAUAAGAAACUCCAGGAUGAGCUCAAGAAAAAGGUUCGCGAAAGAAUCGGUCCGUUCGCCCAGCCGGACGUGAUCCAGCACGCUCCAGGUCUGCCGAAAACUCGGUCCGGCAAGAUAAUGCGACGGGUGUUGCGAAAGAUCGCGAUCGGCGACAAGAACGUCGGCGACGUCUCGACGCUGGCUGACGAAGGUGUCGUCGACCUUCUCUUCUCUCUGAGGCCGCAACAAGUCUAAGGAGACAUCCUGCACAACACUCCACAGAUAAUCGAUCGCCACGACGGUUUCUGUCGACCUUCGGACAUGUAUUGUUGUCACGAUCCGGUUUCCUCGUAUAGCUGUAAUGUAUUUUUUUAAAAACGACGCGGAGUGAGGAAGUGUCGUACGCGUUUUCGAGUGGAGCGAUUAGAAAUGACUACAAUAGGCGCUAAAUUUAUUUAUGAAAAAAUUCAAAGCAAUUCCUUGCCAGAUUGUCGCUGAGACCAGAAUGGAAAAAGCGAUUUAAAGAGAAAACGAAAGCAGAAUUUCGUUGCCAUCGAAUCAAUUCCCAAGUUCGAGGAAGCAAAGGAGCCCAGAGAAUACACAGAGAGAGAGAGAGAGAGAGAGAGAGAGAGAGAGAGAGAGAGAGAGAGAGAGAGAGAGAGAGAGAGAUAGCGAUCGAGACGAGUCGACGAAAGUAAAAUUAUUGUUGCUGCGCGAGUGGAAAAUAGCGUCGACGUUUUCUACAGCGCGAGAAAUCUAGCUAGAUAUUAAAGUGCACACAUUUUCGCUUGCAUGCGCGCGAGUGAGUGAGUGAGUGAGAGAGAGAGAGAGAGAGAGAGAGAGAGACAGCGCGACGUAUAUUAUAGGGAGUACAAAGAAAAGAAGUAUACGUUGUACGUGCAGAGCCGACGAUUUUAGAGUAGCCGUGUAAUGAUUAUUUUAGAGAAACUGGGGAAAGCUCGGAAUUGAGUAGCGACGGUAGGUUUUGCUCUCCGAAGCGUGUAAUUAUUCUUUCAUUGCAUUUCUCGAGGGAAUUUAUGCGCAGUGUGUUGCCUUGAAAAAAUGCAAAGCUCGUGAUCUCAAGAAAUACGAUUUGUCAUAUCCGCGCGGAUAAUCUCGCUGCUCGAUUCGGUGUCCUCGUUUUUUUUUUCUUCUUUUUUUUUUCUCGCUUGUCGCUAGACCAUAUUAGUUUCCUGUUUUAAUCGUUAGUUCAUCUCCGCUAGAUACAAAAGAGGGUUUGCCCACAAAAGAGUCGUCAGUUCCUUCUUUAUUAUAGGGGUCUUCCGUGGUGCUGCGGACGUUUUGAAAAAAGCACACAUUGUUAAAGCUCACGGCGACGCGCUGCUUUGUCGAGAAAAAAAUUUUUCUAU